Molecule: messenger RNA, 1567 nt
Organism: Rosa rugosa (rugosa rose)
Lineage: Eukaryota; Viridiplantae; Streptophyta; Magnoliopsida; Rosales; Rosaceae
Product: U-box domain-containing protein 26-like
Exons: 1
Coding region: 105-1352 (415 amino acids)
Biological process (GO): protein ubiquitination
Molecular function (GO): ubiquitin protein ligase activity
Source: RefSeq, a predicted model, not a curated record
AAAACCACCCAAAGCUUACCAAAACCAAACCCCAAAACCAAAAGCGCAAUUUGCAGAGCCCCUCUGAUUUAGUAACCCGUUUCUAGUAGUACCACCGCCCCACCAUGCCGGGCAGUUUAGAGCCGUUGGAUUUAGUCGGGGUGCAGAUUCCCUACCAUUUCAGGUGUCCGAUCUCCCUAGAGCUCAUGCGCGACCCGGUUAUAAUCAGCACCGGCCAGACCUACGACCGCCCCAGCAUCGAGUCCUGGGUCGCCACCGGCAACACCACCUGCCCCGUCACCCGGACCCAACUCGCCGACUUCACCCUCAUCCCCAACCACACUCUCCGCCGGCUCAUCCAGGAGUGGUGCGUCGCCAACCGCUCUUUCGGCGUCGAGCGAAUUCCGACGCCGAAACAACCCGCCGACCCGACCCUCGUCCGGUCGCUCCUCUCACAGGCCGGGUCGCACUCCAACCCGUACCCGACCCGGCUCGCCGCGCUGCGCCGCCUCAGAGGCCUGGCCCGCGAUUUGGAUAAGAACCGCUCCAUCAUCUCCUCCCACAUUAACGCGCGGGAAAUCCUCGUCAAUAUCGUCUUCGCCGACUCCUGCCCCGAUUCCGAGCUGAACCGCGAGGCGCUCGCGCUUCUCGUAAUGUUCCCGCUCGCCGAGUCCGACUGCGUGGCGGUGGCGUCGGACCCGGACCGGGUCGGGUUCCUGGCCCGGCUCCUGUUCCACAAUUCCAUGGAGGUCCGAGUCAACUCGGCCGCGUUGAUCGAGAACCUCCUGGCCGGGUCGCGGACGGCGGAGCUCCGAGCGCAGAUAAGCAAUGUGGAUGAAAUCCACCGAGGCGUGAUCGAAAUUCUCCGGAACCCAAUCGCUCACCCGCGGGCUCUGAAAAUCGGAAUCAAAGCCUUGUUCGCGUUGUGCCUGGUGAAGCAGACACGUGAGAAGGCCGUGUCGGCCGGAGCGCCGGAGACGCUGAUCAACACUCUCGCCGACUUCGAGAAAUGCGACUCGGAGAGAGCCCUGGCCACCAUAGAGCUCCUCUGCCGCAUCCCCGAAGGGUGCAGCGCGUUCGCGGCGCACGCGCUGACGGUGCCGCUGCUGGUGAAGACGAUACUGAAGAUCUCGGACCGGGCGACGGAGUACGCGGCGGGGGCACUUUUGUCAUUGUGCUCGGAGUCGGAGCAGAGCCAAAACGACGCCGUGGCGGCGGGGAUUAUGACGCAGCUGUUAUUGCUGGUGCAGAGUGACUGCACGGACCGGGCGAAGAGGAAGGCGCAGCUGCUGCUGAAGCUUCUUCGGGAUUCGUGGCCCGAAGAUUCUGUCGGAAAUUCGGAUGACUUUGUUUGCAGCGACGUCGUAUGGUAGUUUUUCAAUUUUCAUUUUCUUCUUCUUCGUCCUUCACAGUAAUCUCAAUUCUUCAUAAUUUUUAGGUUAAAAAAAAAAAAAAAAGAGCCCAAAGGGAAGAAGAAUUGAGGUGGUAGAUGGGUAUAUAAAGGGAUGUAAUUUUUGUGUAAUCUUUGUAUGUAAGAAUUUUUGUUUAGAAGCAGAUGAUGAAAAGAUAGAUAAGUUACUGUGGUGAA